AUGUACAUUAAAGAAGUGCGGAUUCAGGGCUUUCGCUCUUACCGUGAUUCUGUUUGCGACGUUUUCAGUCCGCAACACAACAUUGUCGUCGGUCGAAAUGGCUCCGGGAAGUCGAAUUUUUUCUCGGCGAUUCAGUUUGUUCUUUCGGACGAAUAUUCGAACCUUCGGACCGAGCAGCGGGUCGCCCUGCUUCAUGAAGGCUCUGGACCACGAGUUAUCACUGCUUACGUCGAAAUCGUCUUCGAUAAUACUGAUCGACGACUUCCGAUGACUAAGGACGAAGUGGUUCUUCGCCGCGUCGUCGGUCAAAAAAAGGACCAAUUCUUCAUCGACAAGAAAAACGUAACCAAAAAAGAUGUCGUCCAAAUGCUCGAGAGCGCUGGUUUCUCGCACUCGAACCCGUACUACAUCGUCAAACAGGGUAAAAUCAACGAAAUGGCGACUCAAAGCGAAAAGGAUCGUCUCGAGCUGUUGAAGGAAAUCGCCGGAACGAGGGUUUAUGAUGAUAAGCGCUCCGAAUCGAUGGAUUUGAUCAAGAAGACAAAUGAUAAUCGGUCAAAGGUUAACACGCUGCUCACCCAAAUCGUCGAAAAACUCGACUCUUUGGAGCAAGAAAAAGAAGAUCUAGCCGAGUACCAAAAAUUCGACCGUGAAAAACGUGCGUUCGAAUACCUCAUUUUGGAAAACCAAAAGCGCGAAGCCGAGCAAAAACUCAAAAAGCUCAAGAAUCAACGCGAGCAAAAGCGCGAAGCAAAGACCGAAAUUCGAGAAAAGAGCGAGACGCUGAGAAAACAGCUUGAAGAGGCGAAGAAGAACUUGUCCGAUGUAGAUCACAAGCUCGCCAGAGCGACGGACGAGAAAGAAUCAGCUUCCAGCGAGAAGGAGAAGCUCAUCAGCUCGAAGACGAAAUACGAGCUUGAAAUCAAGGAGCUCAAAUUGUCAGUCAACGAAGACAACCAAACAACGAAAAACGCCGAAGAAGAACUCCGCGAGUUAAAAAUAAAGAUUCGCGAAAAACGUCACGAGCUGGAUCAACAAUUGACGCCUGAGUUUCAACGACUCAAGGCGCUAGAAGACGGCCUUUUCCGAGAAAAACAGGGGCUCGAGAGAAAGAAGGAAGAGUUGUAUGCGAAGCAGGGGCGCAAUACUCGAUUCAUGGAUCAGCAGAGUCGAGACAGCUGGAUUCGCCAGGAGAUAAGUCAACUCGAAGCGCAGAUUUCCGCCAGAGAGCAUGAUCUCAACCGGGAACAGGAGGAUACUUCUCGCCUUCGCCGCGAAAACUCAGAACGCGACAAUGCAAUUUCCCAGUGUCGCCGCGAGCGAGAAACGCACAAGUCCAAGUGGGAAGAACAAAACGACGCGCUGCUCAAAAUCAAGCGCAAAAAGGACGAAAUCGCGAAUCAACAGAACGAACACUGGCGAAUUCAAACGAAACUCCAAGCGGACAAAACUCAGCUCUCCGACGACAUGCGCAACAAGGAGAGCAAGUUGCAGGGGAUGAUUGGACGCUCGACUUUGGACGGAAUCAACGCGCUCAAGCGAGUUCGAGCGCGAUUCGAGCAACAGGGAAAACAACGGCUGGUCGAGGGAUAUCUUGGCUCGCUCAUCGACUGCUUUGAAACUGACCAGGCCUUCUUCACCGCCGUUGAGGUCACCGCCGGCGGUCGAUUGUUCAAUCAUAUCGUCACUGAUUCGAGCAUCGGAACUGCGUAUUUGGACGAGAUGAACAGAAUGAAGCUCUCUGGAGAAGUGACAUUCCUUCCUCUCGAUCGACUCAUGGUCGCUGAAGAAAACUAUCCUCAAGAUGCGAAAGACGCUCUGCCGCUCAUCGACAAGUUGCGAUUUGGCGAUCGCUUCCGAAUUGCGAUGCGAUACGUUUUCGGCAAAACCCUCAUCUGUCGAAACAUCGAUGUAGCGACGAAGUACGCAAGGAACAAGGGCUUCGAUUGCAUCACACUCGACGGCGAUCAAGUUUCCCGACGAGGUGCGUUGACAGGCGGAUACAUUGAUACUUCCCGCUCGCGACUGGAACUUCAUCAUUUGAAAAAGCAACAUUCGGACCAGAUCUACGCUUUGGAAGACGAGAUCCAGCGGAAUCGACAAGAUCUCCAGAAUUUUGACGAGCAAAUGAAUAAAAUUCAGCGAGAAAUUCAAAACUACGACGCCGAGUUGAGCAAGUGCAAGGAUCUGUUUGACAGAAGCUCGCGAAUGUUCACUCAAAAAAGGGAGGAAUACACUCAAUACCUCAAGUCCAUUGAAUCGCGAGAAGAAUCAAUCAACCACUUGAUGCAGCAGCUCGAAUCCCUCAGCAGCGACAAAAAAGCCCUUGAGUCGGAGCUUGGAACUGAAAUGGCCUCCCAACUGACCCCUCAAGAACAAGAAGAGCUCCGACGAUUGACUGAGGCUGUCAAGGAUAAGACACGGAACUUCCAGGAAAUGACUCAAAAGCGAAUCGAUGUCGAAAAGAAAAAGACCCGCGUCGAGGGCAUUUUGAAAGAUAAUUUGCUGAAAAGAGAGGCUUUUCUCGAAGCGGGGAUGAACUCAAUGGAAGGCGACGAGCGAAGGUCUGAUUUGACAGAAACUCUUGACAAGCACGAGCGAGUGUCUGCCCAACUUACCCAAUGUCUCGAGCGAGAGAGCGAGCUUCUGACGAGCAUCCGCGAACACGAGCACGAGCGAGAUCAUAUGUCCAAAGUCGUCGAAGAAUUCAAACGACAACAGAGCCACUUUUCGCAAGAGCUUUUCGACGCGGAUAAGCAAGCUGAUACGAUGGCGGCGAAGGAGUCUAUUUACAUCGACAAAUUGAAAAACGCGGAAACGAAGAUCAUCGACCUUGGUUCUGUGCCCAACGAUUUGAUCGAGAAAUACAACGCUCAAAGCACCAAGAAUCUGUACAAGAAACUCGAAGAUGCCCAAAAAGCGCUAAAAAACUAUGGCCAUGUGAACAAACAAGCCUUGGAUCAGUUCAUGGCGUUCUCUGAAGAACGUGCAAGGCUUGAAAGACGGCGGAACGAGCUGGACGGCGAGUCAGAAAAGAUCAACGAGUUGGUAAACUACCUCGACGUAAAAAAGUUCGAAGCGAUUGAGACAAGCUUCAACGAAAUCUCGAAGAACUUUGCUCUUGUCUUUUCAAAGCUAGUGCCUCAAGGAAGCGCGCAUUUGGAAAUGAAAGAAGACAGCCGAAAAGACCCGACGAAAUUCUCAAAAGUCGAGCUUCUUUCAGGAAUCCUGAUCAAAGUUUCUUUCUCCGGCCAGGCUGCGGAAACGCGCGAAAUGUCGCAGCUCUCGGGAGGACAAAAAUCGAUGGUGGCUUUGACUCUCAUCUUCGCGAUUCAAAAGUGUGAUCCAGUGCCUUUCUAUCUCUUUGACGAGAUCGAUCAGGCGCUCGAUCCGGCUCAUAGAAGAGCGGUCGCUGAAAUGAUGAAUGAAAUGAAAAACGACGCUCAAUUCAUCACGACGACUUUCCGGCCCGAGUUGCUCGAAUCAGGAGACAAGUUCUACGGCGUCACCUAUCGAAACAAAGUGUCACACGUGAACACGAUCACAAAGUCCGUGGCGCUCGAUUUCGUCGAAGACGAUAAAAUCAAUGGCUAG
Messenger RNA from Oikopleura dioica, 3594 nucleotides. Lineage: Eukaryota; Metazoa; Chordata; Appendicularia; Copelata; Oikopleuridae. The record is from the annotation of a GenBank genome assembly.